Procambarus clarkii (red swamp crayfish) is the source of this 1956-nucleotide messenger RNA. The record is from RefSeq and is a predicted model, not a curated record. NCBI's taxonomy places the organism in Eukaryota, Metazoa, Arthropoda, Malacostraca, Decapoda, Cambaridae.
AUGAGCUUCAGCUUCAGAAAGCUUCAGCUUCUCCCCCAGUACCAUGAGCUUCAGCUUCAGAAAGCUUCAACUUCUCCCCCAAUACGGUAUAGUGAAGAUAGUCACCCACAGAUACGGUAUACUGAAGAUAUUUACCCACAGAUACGGUAUACUGAAGAUAUUUACCCACAGAUACGGUAUACUGAAGAUACUCACCCACAGAUACGGUAUGCUGAAGAUACUCACCCACAGAUACGGUAUACUGAAGAUAGUCACCCACAGAUACGGUAUACUGAAGAUACUCACCCAGAGAUACGGUAUACUGAAGAUACUCACCCACAGAUACGGUAUACUGAAGAUACUCACCCAGAGAUACGGUAUACUGAAGAUAGUCACCCACAGAUACGGUAUACUGAAGAUACUCACCCAGAGAUACGGUAUACUGAAGAUAGUCUCCCACAGAUACGGUAUACUGAAGAUACUCACCCACAGAUACGGAAUACUGAAGAUAGUCCCCCACAGAUACGGUAUACUGAAGAUAGUCUCCCACAGAUACGGUAUACUGAAGAUACUCACCCACAGAUACGGUAUACUGAAGAUAGUCACCCACAGAUACGGUAUAUUGAAGAUAGUCUUCCACAGAUACGGUAUACUGAAGAUAGUCUCCCACAGAUACGGUAUACUGAAGAUACUCACCCACAGAUACGGUAUACUGAAGAUAGUCUCCCACAGAUACGGUAUACUGAAGAUACUCACCCACAGAUACGGUAUACUGAAGAUAGUCUCCCACAGAUACGGUAUACUGAAGAUAGUCUCCCACAGAUACGGUAUACUGAAGAUAGUCUCCCACAGAUAUGGUAUACUGAAGAUACUCACCCAGAGAUACGGUAUACUGAAGAUAGUCUCCCACAGAUACGGUAUACUGAAGAUACUCACCCACAGAUACGGUAUACUGAAGAUAGUCACCCACAGAUACGGUAUAUUGAAGAUAGUCUUCCACAGAUACGGUAUACUGAAGAUAGUCUCCCACAGAUACGGUAUACUGAAGAUACUCACCCACAGAUACGGUAUACUGAAGAUAGUCUCCCACAGAUACGGUAUACUGAAGAUAGUCUCCCACAGAUACGGUAUACUGAAGAUACUCACCCACAGAUACGGAAUACUGAAGAUAGUCCCCCACAGAUACGGUAUACUGAAGAUAGUCUCCCACAGAUACGGUAUACUGAAGAUACUCACCCACAGAUACGGUAUACUGAAGAUAGUCACCCACAGAUACGGUAUAUUGAAGAUAGUCUUCCACAGAUACGGUAUACUGAAGAUAGUCUCCCACAGAUACGGUAUACUGAAGAUACUCACCCACAGAUACGGUAUACUGAAGAUAGUCUCCCACAGAUACGGUAUACUGAAGAUAGUCUCCCACAGAUACGGUAUACUGAAGAUAGUCUCCCACAGAUACGGUAUACUGAAGAUAGUCUCCCACAGAUAUGGUAUACUGAAGAUACUCACCCAGAGAUACGGUAUACUGAAGAUAGUCUCCCACAGAUACGGUAUACUGAAGAUACUCACCCACAGAUACGGAAUACUGAAGAUAGUCCCCCACAGAUACGGUAUACUGAAGAUAGUCUCCCACAGAUACGGUAUACUGAAGAUACUCACCCACAGAUACGGUAUACUGAAGAUAGUCACCCACAGAUACGGUAUAUUGAAGAUAGUCUUCCACAGAUACGGUAUACUGAAGAUAGUCUCCCACAGAUACGGUAUACUGAAGAUACUCACCCACAGAUACGGUAUACUGAAGAUAGUCUCCCACAGAUACGGUAUACUGAAGAUAGUCUCCCACAGAUACGGUAUACUGAAGAUAGUCUCCCACAGAUAUGGUAUACUGAAGAUACUCACCCACAGAUACGGUAUACUGAAGAUAGUCUCCCACAGAUACGGUAUACUGAAGAUACUCACCCACAGAUACGCAACAGUUGA